CAGGUCCCAGUUCUAGCCUGGGCGCUAAUCUCCAGGCCAUUUUCGCCGCUGUGGAGCUCCGGGAACCUCAAAUGCAAAACAAGGCAAUUAGAAGCCUGCUAAACUAAAGGCAGUGCACCUCGGACCGCCCGCCUUCGGACCUAACAGUCCUCCGGACUCAGGGGGACUGGGCGGGGCAUCCCUGGGCAGGCUGCAGAGGCGUGGCCAGGGCAGCCUUCCGGUCUCAGAGAGGCAGGGGCGGAGUCCGCGGGCCUCGCUCCUCCCCGGACAGGGCGGGGCCUGGAAAUCUCGCUCGGGAGGCGCGGGCCCUGGGGGCCCAAAGGGUUGUGACCGCCUCCUUCCCGAGGUAGGACCCCGGCUGGGAAGGCGAGUCCCAGCCCUGAAGGGAAGGAGGGGGAGAGGGCUGCAGGCCAUGCCCUGGUCACUUCGAACCACUCUCUUUUGGGACCUGAUCCUGGGCGUAUUGGGCGUCUCUGCCUUCCUGACCCAUCUGGGCUCCGACCUGUGGGCCGUGAGCCAGUAUGUGCUCAGUGGUCACUACCUGUGGGCCACACUGGUGUUGACGCUGCUGGGCCUCUCCUCGGUCGUACUCCAAGUCUUCAGCUGGGUCUGGAUGCGCGCCGACCCCACUGACCUGCACUCGUCGCAGCCCUCAGGCCGCUGCCUGGCGCUGCUGCAUCUCCUGCAGCUGGGCUACCUGUACAGGUGCAUGCAAGGGCUGCGGCAAGGGCUGCUGGUGUGGCAGCAGGAGGUGCCCUCCGAGUUCGACUUGGCCUAUGCCGACUUCCUCUCCAUGGACAUCAGCAUGCUGCGGCUCUUCGAGACCUUCCUGGAGAAGACGCCACAGCUCACGCUGGUGCUGGCCAUCGUGCUGCAGAGUGGCCAGACCGAGUACUACCAGUGGGCCAGCAUCUGCACAUCCUUCUUUGGCAUCUCGUGGGCACUGCUUGACUACCACCGGGCCUUGCGCACCUGCCUCCCCUCCAAGCCCGUCCCGGGGCUGGGCUCCUCCGUGAUCUACUUCCUGUGGAACCUGCUGCUGCUGUGGCCCCGAGUCCUGGCUGUGGCCCUGUUCUCAGCCCUCUUCCCCCGCUAUGUGACUCUGCACUUCUUGGGCUUGUGGCUGGUGCUGCUGUUCUGGGUCUGGGUUCAGGGCACCAACUUUAUGCUGGAUCCCUGCUCUGAGUGGCUGUACCGGGCAGUGGUGGCCACCAUCCUUUAUUUUGCCUGGUUCAAUGUGACUGAGGGUCGCACUCGAGACCGCAGCAUCAUCCACGUGGUGUUUCUCCUGAGUGACAGCGUUCUCAUGGUGAUCACCUGGGUAACGCAAAGUGCCUGGCUGCCCAGUGGGAUCCUGCUGCACAUAUUGCUGCCUGCGAGCGGCAUCAGCUUCCUUUUGGGUCUGGUCCUGCGGCUUGUCUACUACCGCUGGCUGCACCCUAGCCGCCGCUGGGAGCCUGCUGAGGUGGACGGGACCCGGGGCCUCCGCUGCCUUCAGUUGUAUCAGCUGCCUCAGAACAGGCGCAUGGUCCAUUUGGCCCAGAAUUUUUUCCCUAAGGCUUGGGAUGAGGCCGCUUCUCCAUGGGAGAGAGAGGUAAAGGGGGUCCUUUGAAGCAGGGUCAGAUUCAGCCAGGGGACGAAAGGAUAGACGGAGUCAACUGGUAGAAUGCAGGAGAUGAUUAUGCUGCUGUGGGCCUUGAUUCACUCAACAAGCGCUUGAUGCCUGAUUUUGCCAGGCACUGAAGACCAGAGUUAAGGGAGACAAAGCCCUCCCUCUAAGGACAAGAACAAGAUGAGGAGGGCCAGGCCUUGUGGGGGUCAAGGGCCUCAAUUAUAUAGGAAGCACUUUGGGAGGAAAGAAGAGAUCCCCUUUUCUCUUUCUCCCAGUCAGUGUAUCUGGUGCCCAAGGCACCCAGUGUGGGUAUUUCCACCUGUAACGUAAUCGGUGGAGGUGCCCUCCCGGCCCUUAAGUCCCCUGUCCUGGGCGAGAAGGUCCUGAGACCUCCAGGAUGUGUUUCCCAGGAUGUGUUUCCUCUCUCCUGCGCCCCACCUUGGUCGUUCAGUUCACUCGCCAGAUGUUUACGGGGAGCAGUUGAUGUGCCAGGAGCAUCCUUCUAUCCUUGGAGCCUGGAGCAAGACCAGCUGCCACCCUACCGUCUCCGCUGCUCCUGCGGAGGCUGUCCUGCCGGAAGCCAGGCAUGCCCAGUGGCUGGCUCCCACCAGCCCCUCCAAGGCUUUAGUGUCACUGGCCCAGCCCCCACCCCUGCUCUCAAAGGGCCACCUUUCAACCAAGUGCCUUGUGAGCCUGUGGUCUGGGCCAUGACUCAGCCGUUGAAUAUUUUUUACGCUUUAGGCAAUGUACUUUCUACCUCAGUCUAUUGUGAGAGAAAGGAAGGCGUGUGCCUGUGUCUGCAAGUGAGAGACAUGUAUGUGUUUUUGUCGAACAGUAUUACUGGGUUAUUAUUAAAAAGCUUAUAAAAUCCUCC
Messenger RNA from Phyllostomus discolor (pale spear-nosed bat), 2486 nucleotides. It is a transcript of the gene XKR8, whose product is annotated as XK related 8. The coding region runs from base 413 to 1612 and encodes 399 amino acids. Gene Ontology annotation, biological process: engulfment of apoptotic cell; phosphatidylserine exposure on apoptotic cell surface; apoptotic process involved in development. NCBI's taxonomy places the organism in Eukaryota, Metazoa, Chordata, Mammalia, Chiroptera, Phyllostomidae. The transcript has 3 exons. The record is from RefSeq and is a predicted model, not a curated record. Gene Ontology annotation, cellular component: plasma membrane.